UGCAGAAACAUGCAGACAGAAAGAUGAAGAAACUGAGCAACAGAGAGACCUGACAGAAGUGAAGGUGGAGUGUAAAGAAAUUAAUGAAGUGGAGGAGGAUCAUCAGUAUAAGAGACCUCAGAAGAUCAUAACAGGAGAAAAAUCAUUGAGUUGCUCACAGAUCGAAAGCGAUUUCUCCCAGAAAAGAACAGGAGCCAAUAAACCACCAUUCAUCUGCCCUCAGUGUGGGAAGUGUUUCACACUCAAAGUGAACCUUAAAAGCCACAUCAAAAUCCACACCGGAGAGCGUGAUUUCAGAUGCCUGCAGUGCGGCAGUAGCUUCUUCAAAAACGCAGAUCUGAAGAGGCACCGGCGAACACACAGCGGAGAGAAGCCAUUCAGCUGCCCUCACUGCGGGAAGAGCUUCACUCGCAAAGAGAGCCUGGAGAAUCACAUCCGAAUCCACACCGGAGAGAAGCCUUUCACCUGCCUGCUGUGUGCCAAGAGCUUCAUACGCAAAGGACACUUCAAGAACCACAUGCGCGUUCACUCCGGAGAGAGGCCGUUCACGUGCCACGAGUGUGGGAAGAGCUUCACGCAGGCCACCAUCCUCAAAAACCACCAGCACUCGCACUCGGGAGAGAGACCGUUCGGCUGCGGCCAGUGCGGGAAGAGUUUCAUUUCAGCCAAGCACCUGAAGAUACACCAGAAAAUUCACCAGAAGCUUUUCUUGUGCUCUUUCUGUGGAAAGAUGUUCUCGCAGCUGGGCUACCUGAAAGAGCACCAGAAAAUACACACCGGCGAGAAAGCUCACAUGUGCUCGGUGUGCGGGAAUAGCUUCUCUAGAGCCAAAUAUCUGAAAGAGCAUCGAAAGGUCCAUACGGGAGAGAAACCCUACAAGUGUUCACAUUGUGCCAAGAGCUUUAGUCAGUCAGGGAACCUGAAAAUACACGAGAGAGUUCAUACCGGAGAGAAGCCGCACCGCUGCCCGCCGUGUGGAAGGAAUUUCAUCACAUCCAGCGCUCUGCUGUCUCAUCGAAGGAGAUGUCGCCAAAAGUUUUCGUAGUGAGCAGAAGUCAGUAGUGGGAAAUUCUAUGAACUGAAGUGUCAUUUG
This is a messenger RNA of Rhinichthys klamathensis goyatoka, 1093 nucleotides long. Its product is annotated as zinc finger protein interacting with ribonucleoprotein K-like. The record is from RefSeq and is a predicted model, not a curated record. Bases 518 to 1045 code for a protein of 175 amino acids. Lineage: Eukaryota; Metazoa; Chordata; Actinopteri; Cypriniformes; Leuciscidae. The transcript is spliced from 2 exons.